This is a messenger RNA of Ramularia collo-cygni, 2514 nucleotides long. RefSeq lists its product as uncharacterized. The coding region runs from base 1 to 2514 and encodes 837 amino acids. Lineage: Eukaryota; Fungi; Ascomycota; Dothideomycetes; Mycosphaerellales; Mycosphaerellaceae. The record is from RefSeq and is a predicted model, not a curated record. The transcript has a single exon.
AUGGACGAGGACUUCUUCUCCGAUGACGACCUAGACCUCAACAACGAUACCCUCCAAGAACUCGAACAACACGCCAUCUCCUCCACCCAAGCACCAGCACCAGCACCAAUACAGCAUGUUCGAGCUCCCUUCAACCCUCCCCGUCCUCGAGGAGCGGCUCAACCUCCGCCUGCGCGCCGACAAGCCCACAAUGCCUCCAGUUUGAAUCGAGCCAGCGUCAAUCGGAAUCCUCAAUAUCGUGCCCCAGGAUCCACACGCUCGCCGUCAAUCGACGUGAGACCUCAACCUGCAAUACCUGAAGCUCCAAAUGCGCCACCUCCCAGCGCGCCGGAGCCUCCUUCCUCCGAUUACGGCCUUGACGAUGAAGAAGUCAUCGAUCUUGACGAGCCGUCAAUGAUCAUACAACCCGCAUCGGGACUCGCACACCGACCUCUUCCCCGACAGGAUCUUCAAACCGAUGAUGAACUGGAAAAUUCAACAGCUGCAGCAUUUGCGGCUGCGGACGCCGAGUUGGGAAGCCAAACGUUUGGCAUAUGGCAGCGAGCACCGCUUUUGAAGAGUCAGCCGCAUCAAUCGAGCUCCAUGGACGUGUCGGCAUUACAGGCACGAAUUGCCGAGUUGGAGGCCGAACAGGCGAGAUUGAAGCAUGCAGAGCAGCAGGCUCGAGAAGAAGCACGACAAAAGCAGGGUGAAAUCUCCAUUGUUCGGAGCAAUCAAGAGAAGAUGACACGCCAGUACGAAUCCAGAAUAUCCGUGAUGCAGAAGCGACAUGCGGAUGAGGCUGCAAAGCAAAAGGCGGAACUAGAAGCACAACGCAAGGAGCGAGAGAAGAUGGAGACGGACAAUCGCUUUCUCCACCACGAUCUUGCCCAGGAAGCUGAUCGUGCGAAGAGGGUCAAUGGCACGGCGAAAUCACGAGUUGGGACACAAAUGGGCACUCCGCGGAAAAGYAAAAGAACUGGUCUUGGUGAUGGCUUCGAUGACGAUGAGGUGCGUUUGAUGAGUCCCAGCAGGAGUAAAGACAAGGCAAGAGACCAGACGCCCAAAGUGGGUGCGAAAAGGAAGAGGACUGCCAACGACAGCCCGGUAGCUGCGCUGUCCUUUAACCAGCAACGCCCACUCACAAUUCAACACGAAAGCUCGGAACAGACUACAACAUCCGAGAGUGCUCCCGCAGAGGUAGCCGUGGUGAAGAAAGACGGCAGGUACGAGUAUAUGCAACUCCUCCUCAAUCACCGUCCAUAUGAAGGCCACGCCCGGACGGUGGAAUCCCUGGCCAAGUAUUCUUUCCCUUCUCACCCGGAAGUGGCUCUUUCUUCCAUCUUUCUCGACAAGAUGACAUACGCGGCAGAUGAUGUUGACGAACAAGGGCUGCCAUUGAAGAUUUCCCAGAUUCUGCUAGACUUGUGGAAAAGGUGCACGGAAGACUUCUCCCUGCAAACCUUUACCCCAUUCUAUCUCAUCAUAGACAUGCUUCGGUUUGUACUUCGAACGGAGCUGGCGGCAACAAAGUCUCAUCUUCUUGAAGAAGCAAUACCCCUUUGCGUCAGAUCAAUCGAACAAAUAUCUGUUCCCAUUGCACGGGCAGCCAUCAAUCCCAUCUUCGCUUCGCAGAUGGAUCGACAAUUUGUUUACACACUCGCCGAUUUGAUAGAUGUUGACGAAGUUCUCGACUUUCUUUACGACAUUUGUCAAGCCGCGACUCUUUCCCCGCCGCGAAUAGAGACAUUCUGGCAGAGAAUGGAUCAUGCGUGGAUGUUGAACCUCCUACACAAAUCGCUACCUGCAAGUCAGAUCACGACCAUGGUGCAAAUCUUGAAGACAUCCGCAUUUCCCGCCACCUUUGGUGUCAUCGUCGCGAACAACCCUGAAAAGCAAGCCGAGCAAGAGCGACAGAUUGUUGAGCGACUCACAACUAUGCUCUUCGAAAUCCCCACACCAUGGGCAGGAUAUGAAGAUGAAGAAGAGCCUCCAUAUACCGAAGCGGRGCUUACCGAACUUCACAUUCUGGUUUUGGAAGUCUUCCAUGAGAUGUGCUCAUCAACUCACGGUGGGCUGAUACUGGCCCAGCAUCGCAGUGUCAUUGGCAGACUCGUCCGUUUCCUCACAUUACAAAUCAACAAGCUUUACCUUGUCACCACCUUUUCAGACAACGACCACACCCACGACCUCCAAAUUCGCUCCAUCAGUCUUAGUAUACGAAUCCUCUACCACAUCCUCAGUUCGCACGGUGAUGAAUUCGACGUUGUGCCCAAGUUGAGAACUGUGCUGGGCGGGUACCACAAGUUCUUGAUCUCAAUGACGAGGGUCGCAUUCAGCGACUGUUUGGUGUUCGAAAAAGGAAUAGAGGAAGUCGUCAUGGAAGCCGCACACGGAAUUUUGGAUUACAUGUUGGGGCCUGAAGAGGGUGAAAUGGUUAUGAGAGCUGUUGAGACGCCUAGGGGAAGUCGAUCGACAGUGGUAGGCACGGAAGGUGGGUCAGGCAGACAAGAGGUUGACAUGGAAGACGGGUGA